Molecule: messenger RNA, 2642 nt
Organism: Drosophila novamexicana
Lineage: Eukaryota; Metazoa; Arthropoda; Insecta; Diptera; Drosophilidae
Product: proteoglycan 4-like
Exons: 10
Coding region: 308-1570 (420 amino acids)
Biological process (GO): negative regulation of centriole replication
Molecular function (GO): microtubule binding
Source: RefSeq, a predicted model, not a curated record
UAAAAAACGUACAACAAAUCAGAAAGAAGCCAAACUGCAUGAGCUGGAGCCGUUGGUUAGCGAUACGGAUGAUAGAAAAACACACGAGAAACAAGUGAAUUUUGUUGAGCGCAAAAUUAUCACACGUCCGUUUUCGCAAGCAAUCGAUCACGAGCGUAUCAAUCGCAAUAUUACGAAAAGGGAGGACUUUGGGUUUGCUGAUGGAACAGCAGCUGCCAAGGAUCAUUAUAAUCAAGGUCAGCUGGUGGUCACGAAUGGCAGCGCACCGCCGCAUUCGAAACCGAAUUUGGAUUUGUGGUUCAAGGAGAUGGUCGAGCUGCGCAAGAAGGCCGGUGAAUAUAAGAGUCGCGGCUGGGGCGUGGAAAUCGAUCCGGAAUUGUAUAAGAAACAAAGGGAUCUUUGGGAUCAGGUUUCCAAGCGCAGCUCGCUAUCAGCACUGUCCCUAGCAUCCACUUUACACAGACCUAUUACCAAGGAGGAGAAAGAGCAGGAGAAUAAUAAAAAAUCAACGCCCUUGCAAAAAACGCCACAGCCACAAAAGCCACGAGUUCCUGGCCAAGCUUUUUUGAUUGAUAAUAAGGAUGAGAUUUCAGCACUGCCAGCACGUUUUAGCAAUAUACGUCAUCACUUGGAGCGCACCACGGGUCCGGCAGACGUUGAGGAGGGCGCUUUACUGCCUUCACCCACGCGGGAGAAACUGAUGCCAGCUAUGACCAAACGUGAGUCCGAGUCUCAACGUGGUAGUCCCAAGAAGACGGCCCUCUCUCGUCAUGGCUCGCCUCAAAAGGGUAGCCCCCAAAAGGGCAGCCCCAAGAAGGUCCUUAAAACACGCUCACAAUCUGUGGGUCCUGGCGUCGCCGAGAAUGAGUCACCCAAGCGUCAGAUACGCUCGGGGAGUCAAGCCCCGUCGAGCCGUAAAAAGGUACCGACUACAUCGGCCGGAACUGAACGUAAGCCACGCCCAUACGAAGCCGAAGAUGGCCGUGAGACUGCAAUUUCAAUUUCCAGCUGCAGUCCCCAGCCAGUGCCCGAGGUGCCUGAUGAGCCAUUGGUUAAAUCGCCGCCAGAGCCCACAAGGGUUAAAUCUCCGGAGCAGAUUAUAAUGCGCUCUCCCGAUCCAGUCAACUGGACGGUGCCCUUGGACACUGGCAAGACAUUUACCGUAACACAAAAUGUCAAAGAGGGCGAGAACUACAGCCGACCUCAGAGCGAGAUAAAAGCGUCAACGCCGGUGGAAAAGCCACCACCGCCACCACAAUCGGCACCGCCACAACUAACCGAACAGGCUAAAAUGGACGCUUGGAAGUCCAGCGGCAGUCCAACAACCAGUGCAGCCGCCGCCGCCGCUGCCGCUGUCUAUGGCAAAACGCUGACGCCCACCCAACCGGGUGGCGCGGUCCGUUGCGAUGCCAGCUUCAAGCCGGAACCGGCUAUUUCAUCAUCUUCAUCGACAGCGACUGCGUCAACGGCACGUUCCACCGCCGCCGAUGUGCUGGAGAAGGCGCGUGACCGUUUCGAUCGUUUCUGGGGCGGCAGCAGCAGCAGCGCCACCAAGGAGGAGAGCGUCUAAAAGAAAAUGUAGUCAAAAGUGUAUGAAGUGCAAAAUGUAUUUGACAUGAGCAAAAUUCAAUUGAUCAAACCGCGUUCAAAUUUUGACCUAAAUAUCGCCCCAAGCAUACAUAAGUCACAUUACUAUUACCGCAAAUUCAGCGCUGAGAAAUGAUCGAUAUUGCCACAGCUUUUAAAGUCGAUAGCAUCGAUCGAUUUAUAUACAUGAUAUUCUUCUUUCGAAUCUUCUAAAAACUAAUUCGAUAUCGAUAUAGUUUUACUUAUAAUUUAUACGUUCCUUAACAUUUUAUUUUUAUUAAAACUCUGACUAAUGACGAGUUAAAAUAAAGUAAAAUAAAGUUUAUCGAUCAAUACACGCACGCGCACUUACUAUGCUAUCAAGAUUUCCAUCGAUAGUUUUGCAGCACUGUGCUCUAUCCUAUUUCGGCUAAGCUUAUAUGGAAGACAACUCGAAAGCUAGCAUCUAAAAUAUUUUGAGUAAAUCUUAGUAAAUUAUACAAAGUUAAAUUCCAACACCCACGUUAAAGUAUCCAAUAGGAGUAUACUAGGAUUUCAACUGAAUUUAACUUAGAUGAUAUAUUAUUCAGGAAAAUCAGCCGUAUAUGAUUUUCAGCGUUGCACAUAAAUUGUUCUUUAAAACUAAAACACUUACUUUCACUGCCUAUACUCCCCCAAAGAAAGAACAAGAAUUUUGCAAACACAAGCUGUUCAACAAUGCAAAAAAGAAGAAAAGAAGGUAUACAAUAAAAUUCUUCAAAGUAUUUAAACAUAAAAAGAAAUCUUAUAAUAAUAAUAUAACGCAAGGACAACAUCACCGCAGAGACCCGUCCAAAUAAAAAAGUGAACAAGAUUAAGAAAAAAGUGUUUAAGGUAAAAACCCAAAAUUUUUGUAACUUUCAUUAAGCGAAAAAAAAAAAAUACAGGAAAAUCGAAUGGCAAAUUUCUUAUGCUGAGUAUAAUGGGUAAUGCAUAGGGUGAACUAAGCUGAUCCGGAAAAUAGAACACAAACUUGAAAAUAGAUUUUGCACAUGAACUACAAUUAAAACAAAAUUAAAAGAUAUUUAUGAUAUUUU